Messenger RNA from Gambusia affinis (western mosquitofish), 2099 nucleotides. RefSeq names its product ras-related protein Rab-18. NCBI's taxonomy places the organism in Eukaryota, Metazoa, Chordata, Actinopteri, Cyprinodontiformes, Poeciliidae. The record is from RefSeq and is a predicted model, not a curated record. The transcript has 7 exons. Gene Ontology annotation, molecular function: GTPase activity; GTP binding. The coding region runs from base 187 to 801 and encodes 204 amino acids.
UGUGCUCUAUCAUUAUGCAAUCUGCUGGAUAACCGGAAGUGCCAACUAGUCACUCCGGAUAUGAUUGGAGUGAGACGUCUCACCGAGUCAAACCAUCUGUGCUUCCAGCCAGCUGUAACCAGGGGCCAAGUUCUCCGUCUCUGUUUUUGAAAUUACAAAGAGAUAAACAGGCCCUUGUAGCGGGAAAUGGAAGACGACGUCUUAACGACGCUGAAGAUUUUAAUCAUCGGUGAAAGUGGCGUUGGCAAGUCCAGCCUCCUCCUACGAUUCACAGAUGACACGUUUGACCCGGAGCAGUCAGCGACGAUAGGCGUUGACUUCAAGGUGAAGACCAUAUCAGUGGAUGGGAACAAGGCAAAGCUGGCGAUAUGGGACACUGCAGGACAGGAGCGCUUUCGAACCCUGACGCCGAGUUACUACCGUGGCGCCCAGGGAGUCAUCCUGGUGUACGACGUGACGAGACGAGAGACUUUCACCAAGCUGGACAACUGGCUCAAUGAGCUGGAGACCUACUGCACCAGGAACGACCUCGUCAAGAUGCUCGUCGGAAACAAAAUCGAUAAGGAUAACCACGACGUCGUCCGAGCCGAAGGGCUGAAGUUUGCAAGAAAACAUUCCAUGCUUUUCAUCGAGGCCAGCGCAAAGACGAAGGACGGCGUCCAGUGUGCGUUUGAGGAGCUGGUGGAGAAGAUCAUCCAGACGCCCGGUCUGUGGCAGAGCGAGAGCCACGGCAGGGCGGUGCAGCUGACGGACGAAGACGCCGGGGGCGGAGCCUGCGGCGGCUACUGCUCCAUGCUUUAAACCACACGACGCGACGGCAGCACACGUUAACAUCUACAACCCAAACCCCGUCUCUCUCUCUCUCCCUCUGUAUCUCGUCCUGAGCUGAGCUGUCUGUCCAGACGGUCGACCGUCCCCCACUAAGCCUUUUGCACAGUUAGUAGAAAUGAUGCUGCGCAGCUCAGUCUCAGUUUAAAUGAGUCAGGCUUUUUUUUUUUUUCUUCCUGCUGUUUUUUUUGUUUAUCGAAGUCUCUGCUUCGAUUUCAAGCUGUUUAUUUGUUCUGUUGGGUUUUUUUUAGUCAAAAUAACUCCAAAAGUGGAAGCCAAAGUUCGUCAGACAUCUUUAAUCUCGGUCUCUGUGUGAUCGGAGGGAACCAGGGUUCUCAGCUUCCAGCAUGCUGUCUUCUGUCCUACGAGCUCGUUGCCCGAGCAACCACAUCCAUAUCAAUGCUGGCCCGACUUCUCUGCAGUGUUUGACCGGGAUGUGCUUCAUCCCGCCCCCUCCUCUUCGUCCUUCUCCUCUUCCUCACAGACUCUGUCGACGUAUCGCUGCUGAUGGAGAAGCUUCUGGAAGCGGUCCUGAGGCUCGGAGCAUGCGUCGCCCGCACAACUGCCUCGUUUUUACUUCAGUGUUCGGAAUGCCGAUGUACUUUCUGUUAUUGACUUGGACUGUAAUCCUUGGCUUCGUUUCUGAAGAGCGCGUAAAUCGAAAGAGGCGGGCACCGCUGAGUGAGGACAAAGACUCGCUCAACGAGACGGAUGAUAUCAGAAACGCUGGCAGUUCGUCAGCAGAGAUCUGGAAGUAUCAAAGCGACACCGUCGGAGAAAACCCGUUCAAAGUGUCCUGUGACUCGGAUCUCUGAACACAUUGUGUUUGAGCGCCGGUAUCUUUUCCUUCCCGAUGGGUUCGGUGUCCUGAGUGGGACAGGAGGCAUUUUUUUAAACCAGUUUAUGUUUGCAUGUUUGCGUGUGCCAUUCUUUGUCUUCGUCUUUGUCCGUCUUGGGAAAUAGUCCUCUCGGACCGUUUUGUUAUAAAGAUUUUAACUUAUAUAAACUCAUUGCAUACAUGAGCGUUUGAAUUUAGAUCAGCUAAAUAUAAUUGAAUUAGAUUUUUAUGUACUGCUCAAAAAUAAAAUCGCAGUUUAUCUUAUUUUAUUUUGUGGUUAGAAACAAGUUGAACCAUGUAAAACCUUGUAAAUUGUACAUUUUAGGACUUUAAUGGGGGUCAUUCAUGUAUGAAUUGUAAAGCUGAAUGUACACAUAUCUGACUUUAAUCCGCGCGGUGUAUUAAACUGAAUAAAAUUCCUUUUUGAAGUGAA